Ornithodoros turicata is the source of this 669-nucleotide messenger RNA. RefSeq lists its product as uncharacterized. The annotation marks the transcript as partial. The transcript is spliced from 5 exons. The record is from RefSeq and is a predicted model, not a curated record. NCBI's taxonomy places the organism in Eukaryota, Metazoa, Arthropoda, Arachnida, Ixodida, Argasidae.
UCUGCCCCGACCACAUCUCUACGGCAUGACCUGAAUGUCGAUUACCGGAGAGAAACAGCACAGAAUCAGUCGUGUCACGCUCCGCGCAGAGGAUCUGACCACGAAGGAAAUAAUCGUUGUGAUUAUCCAUCCAACAGUCCUGGCCAUGCAUUUGAAAAGGAGGUUUUGAAGAUCUUACACAUUCUUAAAGUGACCCAGCAGUCACAAAGUGAGAAGCUGUCUACGAUACUACAGCGUUUUAGCACAAUGGACGAUGCAUCAGAGCAACAGAUCUGCCUAGAUAGACCAUUCCAGACACUUGCAGACUUUUUGGAAUUUGAAGACGACCUUGCUGAAAAUCCUGCUAAACGAGCUCAACUGAAAAGGUACUUCAAGUCCAUGGGGGGCAGCACGACCCGAGAAUCUGUCUUCAGGAUCCUGUCACGUCUCUUGCAUUACAAGGUCGGGCGAGAGUACAGUUUAUACGGAAGCGAGGGGAAACGGAGGUUCAGUGACCUCACGACUUGGAAGAUCAUGCAGAACCACUUGACAGAGUCUCAUGGUACCCCCGGCCCUGCCACACUGAAGGAGGUGGAACAAGCUACCAUGUCAUGGCUGCGCCAUGCACCACAAGCCCAUGAUCGUCAGAAGCAAAAGGAACGUCAGGAGUGCAGCAGACAAGAACCAUAA